AUGGAUGACGAGUCGGAAUCGGAAGAAACUCCCGGUCCAUCCGGGAGUCAAGGAAACCAGUCUCCAAAGAUUUCAGGGACGAACAAACGCACAUUUUUUGCAGAAAUUACCAGGGACAGCGACCUGUUCCACGAUUUUAUAUUAGUCAUGGAUUCAAUCCGUACCGGCACGCCGUACACCAGAGAUCAACUGAAGACAGCCGAUCGCGUUGGCUACUACACUACUCGGUCGAAUAAAAACCAAGAUCCGGAUCUUCCAGAGACACUGAACAUGUACGAAAAAACGCGCUCUUCGAAUAAACCUCUCUUCGACAAACCGGCAAAUGUUCUCAAAUUCAACGAGGCAGAAUUGCCUUCUGACGACGAAGAGGACGAAGAAUUCCAGCCGCCAUCUGAAGAGGCAGAGGAGGACGAUGAAGAAGAAGAACAAGAGACGAUCACUUCCAAUAAGCUUUCUGAUGACGAAGAGACAGAGUCCGUUACGCUCUCCCACCAAGACGAGAAUUCCCGCUUCUCAGAAAAGUCCGCCAGCUCAACCAUCGCGAAGAAAACUCGUUCCCAAAUCCGCUUGCCUGAUAAUUUCGACGAUCUUUUAAACGGAACGCAAUUUUUCGACGAUGAGCCUGUUCAACAACCAUCGACGAGCUAUCUAGAUAUGCAAGACGAUACGACUGAAUAUGACAGCGAAUACAUGCAGUUUCUCAAUGAAACGUUUCAAACAAAACCCGAAGAGCUCAAAAACAUGAACCACGAUGAUGAGAGAGAUGUUGAUUACAACCCUGUUCCGGAGAUGUUUCAGUCGAAAAAGACGAUGGAUGAGGAGGAAGGAAAUGAGAAGAAAGGAAAUUAUAGAAUUUCGAAGAAGGAAUGUCGAGACCUUCAGGACGAUAAUUUGAAUGAUCUUUUCGAGCAGUUCACUCCGAAAAUCAACCUAGAGGAAGAUCUCAGAAGGCGGAAUCAAAGUGAGUCCUGCGAUGCACCAGUUGGAGAGGCUGAAAAUCAGGAAAAUGUAGCGACUGAAGAGUUCAUUUUCUACCAAGAAGUGGAGGAAUAUGGAAUGACUCCUCAGCAACAUGAAACGCUUCAGACUCAGCUUCAUCAGCACAUUCAACUCCUAGGCCAGAGCAUGCUUCUAAUGCGCGGCGAUGAGAGCCUCGUUGAGAAAAUACAAUACAAGCAUGGAUUCCUUUCUCAGGCGGAUUACAAUCUUUGCGAAAUUAUUGAAACAACGAACCCAAGCCGUGCGCCCGAUUUGCAGCUAGUUUACAAUCAUGCCUUCCCGAUGAGAGAACAUGUUUGGGCAACAAAAGAUGAAAACUUCGUUUCGAAAAAGAGGCGUUAUGACGAGCGAGUGCGAUGGAUUACUCCACUUAGCGCUAAAAAGAUGAUCGAAUGCUACCUGUUUCCGUUCAUAGAAAUGCUUCCGCGAAUCGAUAAGAUCUACACCCAGCAAAACAUCAAAUCAACCACCUUGGGCAUGAAUAUUUGGGGAAGAAACUUGGCAACAUCUCCGGGAGAAGAAAACUUGUUCGUCUUUUAUUGGAACUUCUACAUCAGCUAUUCUGAAAUCAAAAACUGCACAGAGUUUAUCGACUGGCUCAGGAAGCAUACGAUUUUCAAACACUUCACCGACUCUUUCUUGAAAAAGCUCUACAAGGCGCUCCGAAAGAGAAAUCCAAUGAAGGUACCAUCAGAGCUGAGAAACACAACUUCCAGUAAUACGGUAGUCGAGCUCUUCCGGGAUACCGGAGAACUGCCACGAAAGAGCAUCACGAUCAAACCGAUUGUUUAUGACAAUUUCAAGAGCGCUCGUUGGCUGAUAAAGAACUUCGUUGUUCCAGAAGAUGAUAUCAACUAUCCAGUAGAACUUUUACGAAUAAUCGAAGAAUCGGAGAAAAUGUAUAGGCAGCCUGUUUAUCAAAAUCCUCGUUUUGUUCAACAAAAUGUUGUUAUGCGAGCUCCGCGUAUGCAGACACGAUUUGAAUUACCAUGGCGAGAAUUUGUAGCUCAAAAUCGUUCUUUUUGCCCGAUUUUGCCACCUUCAGUUCUGCGGCCGUAUUCUUUCCCACAAACUGCUCCACCUUCUUCUUUCCCAUCAGCUCAGCUACCAACUUCAUGCCAACCAGAAGUUAUCGAUCUUGUCGCUGAUCAUUCUCCAGUGGUUCCUCCAAUCUCUCAAAAUAUUGCUGAAGUGGAGCUUUCGCCUGUUAUUGACCCUGUUCCACUCUCGGUUCCAGACACAGUUCCAACGCAAGAAUUACUGUCAGAUGCAGUACCUGCUGUAAAAAGUGCACCUCUUUCCAUCGAAGCUCCAGCGCCAAAUACACCUAAAUUUGACGGUGGCAUUUUACUGACACCUGAGCAACUAAAGAGAGCUAUCAAAAAAGUGUCGCCAAAGAAAAUCGUCAACAGAACUCCAAUUAAUCAAAAUCAAGACGAGCCGCUGGAUUUAAGCAUGAAGACUGACCCAAAAGUGGCUCAGAGUGCUCCAUUAGACUUCUCAAGAACGAUGCCUUCACAGGAACCGAAACAGCAAGGUAAAAAAAAACCAAGGAAACGAGCUCUGAUCACAACAUUAGCGACAAGGCCGUUUUCGCCCUUACCAGAAGAGGGACAGCCUGAGAAACUAUUGUCUGAUGGUACGCCUGCCAAGAAGAUACUCUUCCCAAAGUCUCCUGCGAAAUCAUCUAUCAAAGAUCCCUCAUCUAGUAAGAAUACCCAAAGAUCUGUGAAAAUCGGCAGCGUUACCGAGCAUCUACUUGAGGAGCUUGAUCCACCUUCGUUUUCCCCUGCGAAGAAUCUGAUGGAUGCAAUCGAGAAAAGCGGAAUCCCGACAUUUUCACAGCCGUCCAAGAAGAGCUGCCUGCGCCAGGAAACCACCCCCGAUGUGCCGAUUCGGCAGAUGGUUCCAUCGAAAAUUAUUCCUCCAACUCAGGUCAAGAAAGUUGAGACUCCAGUAACACCGGAAAAUGGGCCAACAAUCAGGUCCAUUAUGAAACUGAAUGUGGAAGAGGAUGACAAGCAUCAAACUUCGGAAGUAAAACCACGACAAUGCUUCUCGAGAUGUCCUGCUGUUCAGUGUGAUUUGAGACAUAUCUCACCUUCACCAAGUAGAGAAAAAAUCGUCUUGACUCACCAACCAGCAACCAACCCGACCGGUGAACUUCGUAGGAAUCGUCAACAACUGCCACCGAAUAAACGGAUUCCUCUCACAACAAUUACACUGGCAAACGAUAAUCCUUCCAAAAAGAUUCCAACUGGAACUCCUUUAAUUCCACUAAACCAUCGCCAAUUCAAUGUCAAAGAAUCCACCAUCCAUAUGAAUAGAAUAAGACAAAGAAAAUUAUCAGCUGAAAUUCAACAAAAGCCUCUUUCACCUGAACUUGAAGGAGACAAGCUUAUUCUACUUGCACAAGAAAAAAUAAGACAGAAUUCGAUAGCGCGGAUUCGAAACCAAAAUCCACCAGCCGACGCCACAACCUACUAUCAAAGUAUUCUCGAUACAACUCAAAAUUUACAACCAUCCAUUCAUCCUCCUCUUCGAGCUGAAAGACAAUCACCGUUCGAAGAGGAAAAAAGAAUAAAAUCGAUGAUUGGAGUGACAAACAGGAACCAAAAUAUUUCUUCAAAUCCUUCAACUUAUUCAAAAACAAAGGAUGCAGAAGAGACAACUAAAGCGACAGUAAAGCAAUAUUGGAAUCCCCUCAAAUCGAGACAUGAGACUGAAGCUAUCGAAGUCCCAUUUGAUCCUUCUGAUCCUCCCCGUUACAAAGAAAAAUCAGCUGUGAACAAAAUGAAGAAAGUAAACCAUGACCAAAGAAGAAAAGACCAGAGUCAUCAAUUUCACGAAACUCUAGUCGAGGAAGAAAAUCUAGCCGCUGCUUGGGGAAACGCACUCGGAAAAAGAAGAAAAAAGCUCGCGGAGAAACCGAUUCAAGAAAAGAAAACUGAGCCAGUGAAGCAACCCGUCAAACAGCCGGACGUUUCUACGGUUGAUACAUGCAAAACAAAAAGCCUGCCAGUUGAAGAACCAACAGCCGAUAAUUGUGAUUCUGCUGAAGAAAUAUCCCAAGAUAGCUUGUCCCCUGAAAGACUAAAACGCUCAACAUCUUCUGUAGUCCGAACUGCCAACAAACGAAAACUUGCCGCUCCGAACUGGAGUCCUAUCAAAGCUCAAAAGACUGCACGAAAUGAACCCGAAACCCCUGCGCAAAAUCAGCCUACCCAAAAGCAUCCUAUCGCUCCACCAGAAGUCCAUCAGUUCCAUCCUCAAGCCAGAGAGUGCCAUAUCACGAAACUGCUAAAAGAAACCGUGAUAAACAAUAUCCAAGCAGACGUUGCUUUUAUAAAGUCCCCUAGCAUAAAAUAUGAAGGCAGGAAGUCUUUUAUGAGUCUGCCUCACAACAAGAUCUUGGACCAGCUUUCUAAAAUAUCACCGAAUAACCGUGCACUCUUCGACUCAUUACCACGAGAAGGGGACAAAGAAAAAUUUUGCAAAGCCUUGCGAGAGCUUAUUCUUCCUGGAAGACGCUCAAUUAUCCCUGAGAUCUUGAAAAACUCAGGCGGCAAAAAUGAUUUGGACCAAGAUUUGAUGGAUACCAGCACAACGACAAUCAUUCCAGCUCAUUCAAUUUUCAAGGAUACAUCACCAACACCAAAUGUCAUGCGCCUAAAUGAAAACAGCACAUCAAACGAAGCUGAACCUGACACGACUAUUGUCCCAAAGCCUGUCAUGCCAGAUAUUGUUCUCAGUAGCGCAAAUGAAGACAGCAUGUCUUCGAACCCAGAUCCUUCGGUUUUCGCGGAAAAAGCGAAACGCAUAAUAUCGAAAAAUAAAGACGAACAUGGAAUCAACAAAGACAGCGUCGAGCAACAAUCCGGAGAAAAAACUCAGUCAAUUGAUCUGGACGCAACAGAAAGCCAGUGGGAAACUGAAAGCGAAGAAGAAGUUGCUCCGCCAGCUGCAACUACUGAACACGACGACGAUGAUGAUUGGGAAACAGAAAGUGAGGAAGAAGUUCUUGUACCUCAAGCUUCCAAUAAAAAGCCUGAUCAAGCGAAGGUAGUCGAUUUCAGGCAAACGGAUGAUCAACAAGAAAGUAAAGAUGUUCAAAAGAUCGUGUCUGUUGAUCAGCCCCCAAAUGAAGAUGCACAUGCAAAAAGAAAAAUUGAACAUCCAGAGCCAAAUCUUGAAACGAAAGAAAAGAUUCCUGAAACAAGCGAAGCUGCUGCCGUCUCGUCAAAAGUCACGUCGGCUCCUGAGAAAAACCAGACUGAUGCACCAAAAGAAACUAUAGCAGAUUCUGAGGAACCGGAAGAAAUACCUAUUUCAUCAACUGACGAGUCUAGCGAAGACGAUUCGGAUUCAGAUUCUGACGGCGACGAGGUUUCAUACCUCAACGAAACCGGCCUCAACGAUGAGUUUGAAGAGUAUGAUCAUCCCUUCUUGAAGCCGCCGUACACAACGUUUGACUUGCCCUUCGAGUUUUCGGAGCACAUGAGGCUACUUCCACAAACGAAGCUAUAUUUGGACACUGAAGAUCAGUGCGACUUUCUGUUUUGGCGGAUUCUCUUCUCAAUGCAUGAUUAUCCACCUGAACUUUUCCAAAAGCAAAAUCGCAUUUAUUGGGCAGAACUCCUGAGUGUAAACAUGGAAAGAAUUAACGCUUGGAUUGAUAACCAGCUCAACCUUCUUGAAUUAUAUCCGAAGAAAACCGCUGCUAUGCGUCAUUUGAUUAAAAUGAACCGAGCUUUAAAAGGCAAGGAGGAGUUUGUGGACGAUCCAAGCAAGCACAGAGAGUCAAAGUACUGGAGCAUUUAUUUCUCCCCAAAGUACAAGAAAAUAAAGAAGAAAAAACUCCAGAAGAAAUUUCGUUUCUUGAGCAAAGAAGAAUUCAGAGCUUUGCAAAAGAGGACGCUUGAAGAGCUAAAAAGGCGAGAAGAGGAAAAAAGAAACGCCUUGAAAGAAUCUGCCAAAGCUGAGGCGAACAAAAAAUCUGAAGAAAAUGCACCACCAUCGCCAAAAAGAAAGAAAGCAGAAGCACCAGCAGAAGUGACUAAAACGAAAUCGCUCGUAAAAAAUAAAAAGCCUACUCCAAAGAAAAGACCUCCGCCAAAUCUUCUGAAGGCUACAGUCAUCAAAGAAGCAAAACGGCGAUCUGGAGAGGAAGAACGACCCGAAAAGAAGAAGAAGAAAAGUUUCAAAAGAAUGGAUUCGUUCAUCGAAGUAGAUGGGCAAAUUUUCUUCAUUCACAGACUGCGGCAUUACGCAAAGCAAGGACAUCUUGAGGUUGUGCAGAAGUUUUGUGAAAAGGGGGUGGGGAUUAUGGCUGAUGCAGCGGAGGGAGCAAUUGAAGGAGGCCAUGUGAGCAUUUUGAAGUUUGUCAAAGAUAUCGGCUUUAUUUUCCCGAAAGAAAUCGCCACAAGAGUCGUUGAUCGAUCCUACCAAAAGAUCGUCUUGCCAGAAGAAAUCAAAGCUUUCCUCGAGGCAGAAAACGUGACGAUCCCGGACGACAAGGAAGAAAUCAAUACUGAAAAAGUAACUCCACAAGAAGACUUGACUCAAAUAAGAAGCCACUCGGAGAAUUUAGAAGCAGGAAUCUCUAUCGGGGAAUCGCGAAGGCGUCUAAUUCGACAAGCCGAGUUUCAUCGAAAGCCGUGGCAGCCAAAUUUGCCAAUUUAUCGAAACGACCUGGAUACAAACUUAGAGGACUGCUUCGGAAAGGGGAUUAAACUUACCAAUUUUUUGCAUUAA
Molecule: messenger RNA, 6753 nt
Organism: Oikopleura dioica
Lineage: Eukaryota; Metazoa; Chordata; Appendicularia; Copelata; Oikopleuridae
Source: the annotation of a GenBank genome assembly